Messenger RNA from Pygocentrus nattereri (red-bellied piranha), 3971 nucleotides. Its product is annotated as dentin sialophosphoprotein-like. The record is from RefSeq and is a predicted model, not a curated record. Lineage: Eukaryota; Metazoa; Chordata; Actinopteri; Characiformes; Serrasalmidae. The transcript is spliced from 7 exons. Gene Ontology annotation, molecular function: protein binding. Bases 44 to 3361 code for a protein of 1105 amino acids.
CUUUCGCUCUGAGGGGGACAUCAGUGAGAGACCACCGAACAGGAUGCUCACUCAAAACAUCACAGGGAAGCUGAAGUAUCUGCGCUGUGUGUCUGGAAACGUUCUGGAUUCAGACAGGGACUUUUUGAGAAAGCUGAAAGAACGAAUGCUCAGCCUGAAGGAGGUGUUCAGUGUGGAGGAGUGCGACUUCAUUCUGCUUUUCUGUUGUGUUGCUUCUCGAGCUGAAAAUAAUAUUGUAGAAACGCUGAAGAAACUGCGGCACGUUUCAGACUCCAAGCCUGCGGUUCUAGUGGUUCUCCACCACACAUUCGACCCAGACUGCACUGUUCCAGACAGCAGCAGCGCAGUAACCAGAGAGAGAACUCUCACUGUGGACUGUCUGUUCCACGAGGACCGAGGACUCCUGAGAUGCCAGGCGAAUCAGGACGCUUUGCAGACCGUUAAACGAUGGAUAAAAUUUCAGGUAAAACAUCAACAUCAAUCACAGACACCAAAGAACAAAGCUCUGUACUUCCAGAAUUCCUUCUUUGCUCAGAUUAGAGAGAAAUUCAAAGGAAAAGCACAAGCUGCACCAAUGUGUGCAGAAAUAACAGACAGGAACAAACAACUUCAACUUCAACUUCAGAACAAGAGCAAAUCUCUAGAAGAAACGGACGCACUUCUUAGAAAGAUAAAGGAUAUAUUGGCACCAAUUAUCAAUGAAAACCACAGAAACCUGGAAGAAACACAACUCACAUGUCUGAGAGGUCUUCUGAUUGAAAUAGAUAAGGAGCUGGAUGGCAGAGCCAGAGAGGAGAAAUCCACUGAAAAGACACUGAUGACAACAGUAAGGGAGAAUAAGCCACAAAGAAAUAUGCAGCUCCAAAGCAUGAAUGAGAACAACACCAUGCAACUACUGAGCAUGGACGGGAGUAACAGCACGCAACUACUGAGCAUGGACAUGAGUAACAGCACGCAACUACUGAGCAUGGACAUGAGUAACAGCACGCAACUACUGAGCAUGGACAUGAGUAACAGCACGCAACUACUGAGCAUGGACAUGAGUAACAGCACGCAACUACUGAGCAUGGACAUGAGUAACAGCACGCAACUACUGAGCAUGGACAUGAGUAACAGCACGCAACUACUGAGCAUGGACAGGAGUAACAGCACGCAACUACUGAGCAUGGACAGGAGUAACAGCACGCAACUACUGAGCAUGGACAUGAGUAACAGCACGCAACUACUGAGCAUGGACAUGAGUAACAGCACGCAACUACUGAGCAUGGACAGGAGUAACAGCACGCAACUACUGAGCAUGGACAGGAGUAACAGCACGCAACUACCGAGCAUGGACAUGAGUAACAGCACGCAACUACCGAGCAUGGACAGGAGUAACAGCACGCAACUACCGAGCAUGGACAGGAGUAACAGCACGCAACUACCGAGCAUGGACAUGAGUAACAGCACGCAACUACCGAGCAUGGACAGGAGUAAAAGCACGCAACUACCGAGCAUGGACAGGAGUAACAGCACGCAACUACCGAGCAUGGACAUGAGUAACAGCACGCAACUACCGAGCAUGGACAGGAGUAACAGCACGCAACUACCGAGCAUGGACAGGAGUAACAGCACGCAACUACCGAGCAUGGACAUGAGUAACAGCACGCAACUACCGAGCAUGGACAGGAGUAAAAGCACGCAACUACCGAGCAUGGACAGGAGUAACAGCACGCAACUACCGAGCAUGGACGGGAGUAACAGCACGCAACUACCGAGCAUGGACGGGAGUAACAGCACGCAACUACUGAGCAUGGACAUGAGUAACAGCACGCAACUACUGAGCAUGGACAUGAGUAACAGCACGCAACUACUGAGCAUGGACGGGAGUAACAGCACGCAACUACUGAGCAUGGACAUGAGUAACAGCACGCAACUACUGAGCAUGGACAGAAGUAACAGCACGCAACUACUGAGCAUGGACAUGAGUAACAGCACGCAACUACUGAGCAUGGACGGGAGUAACAGCACGCAACUACUGAGCAUGGACAUGAGUAACAGCACGCAACUACUGAGCAUGGACGGGAGUAACAGCACGCAACUACUGAGCAUGGACAUGAGUAACAGCACGCAACUACUGAGCAUGGACAUGAGUAACAGCACGCAACUACUGAGCAUGGACAGAAGUAACAGCACGCAACUACUGAGCAUGGACAGGAGUAAAGGCACACAACUACUGAGCAUGGACAGGAGUAAAGGCACACAACUACUGAGCAUGGACGGGAGUAACAGCACGCAACUACUGAGCAUGGACAGAAGUAACAGCACGCAACUACUGAGCAUGGACAUGAGUAACAGCACGCAACUACUGAGCACGGACAGGAGUAACAGCACGCAACUACUGAGCAUGGACAUGAGUAACAGCACGCAACUACUGAGCAUGGACAGGAGUAAAGGCACGCAACUACUGAGCAUGGACAGGAGUAAAGGCACGCAACUACUGAGCAUGGACAGGAGUAAAGGCACGCAACUACUGAGCAUGGACAGGAGUAAAGGCACGCAACUACUGAGCAUGGACAGGAGUAAAGGCACACAACUACUGAAUAUGGACAGGAGUAAAGGCACACAACUACUGAGCAUGGACAGGAGUAAAGGCACACAACUACUGAAUAUGGACAGGAGUAACAGCACGCAACUACUGAGCAUGGACAGGAGUAAAGGCACACAACUACUGAGCAUGGACAGGAGUAAAGGCACACAACUACUGAGCAUGGACAGGAGUAAAGGCACACAACUACUGAAUAUGGACAGGAGUAACAGCACGCAACUACUGAGCAUGGACAGGAGUAAAGGCACACAACUACUGAGCAUGGACAGGAGUAAAGGCACACAACUACUGAGCAUGGACAGGAGUAACAGCACGCAACUACUGAGCAUGAAUGAGAACAACAGCACGCAACUACUGAGCAUGGACAGGAGUAAAGGCACACAACUACUGAGCAUGGACAGGAGUAAAGGCACACAACUACUGAGCAUGGACAGGAGUAAAGGCACACAACUACUGAGCAUGGACAGGAGUAACAGCACGCAACUACUGAGCAUGGACAGGAGUAACAGCACGCAACUACUGAGCAUGAAUGAGAGCAACAGCACGCAACUACUGAGCAUGGAUGAAAUCUACACGUCAGAUUCCCUUUCAGACAGUGUGGGAAGUUUUCUAGAAACAAUGCUAACAAAAUGCAAGGAAAGCAGGCAGAAGGGCAGCUGGCUUAAUGCCUCAUGUGUUGAACCUCCUCAACACACACCUAACAGCAGCAUGCAGCACCCUGGGGAGGAUGAGAUGCCUACAUCUGAUAGUGAAGACACAGAACUUUGGGUGUAGAAUGGCUCUAUUACAGGAUCGUCCCACGACCAGUUUCCAGGACAGCGGGAGUGUCGGACAAAUAGAUGAAUAUACUUGUCUGAUGAGACGAGUGGAAACAGAGGGCGAGCUAAUUAUUCCACAGAGCAGAACCAGAGCGUUCUGGGCGGCGUCAGCUCUUCACAAAUCGUCAUUUUACCACAAUACCUUAAAUGUGCUGGUUUCCUAGCAGAGUAGAUCACCAAGGCAGUGAGUAUUUCAGAACCAGCAGCUACACUAAUCCACGUGUUCAGCUCUAAGAGGGACCUGCGAUAGAUUCCCAGCUGAAGAACAUGGGGUGUUUUGUGUUCCCUGCACCCCAAUAUGGCUAAGAAGUGAGUAGCUACAUUAGCUGCUAAAAUAAGCAUCACACCGCAUGGCUUACUGACACCAAGAGUCUUAAGUGUUGUUAUUGUACAAAUAUUAAAAUAUAAAAUCACACUUUCCGAGGACGUCAAGGAGCUUAUUAACGCCAAAUAAUAAGUGUUUCAGUUUAAUGUCUUUCACUGAACUUCACUGCGCGUGUGGCGUACAGACGGCUACAGCGAUGACAGCAGCAGUGUUAGCGGUGGUGGUUCCUGCAGACUGGUUC